GGAGACCACCCACUCGACGACAAUAUGAGCUCCAAUAUAGGCUUUUUGGAAGUUCGAUCGAAAGGCCGAUCUAGACUAUACCUGUGAUGCUAAGGUGACGUGGCCUGAGGCUUAGACUGAACCCGACUCACAGUGUUGGGGUAGGACUGGCCACGCAACACAUUGCUUUCAUAGCUGUCUUAGGAGGCUGAGCAUGAAGUAUAAAAUCCGGGAUUUCGGAUGUUACAAGUUGGACGCUUGAGGAAGACUAGCAUGUGCGUUCCAACCCUCACAUACAAUCAAAAGCAGCUACAAUGAAAGAGCUACAAUAUCUCUUCGUUUUUAUCCUCAUGCAGCUCCGGCUUGCUGGUGCCCAGGAUAGUACAGCUACCAGCGAUACUUCUGGGUCUACUACAAGUUCAUCAAUGGGCACCUCGAGCCCGUCAGCUGUACAAACAGUUGAUGUUGGUGAACAUGGCUUCCGUUUCGACCCUGAUACUCUUAAAGUUGCUCCAGGCGGCAAAGUCGAGUUCCAUUUCUAUCCCGGUAACCAUUCAGUGGCGCAGGCCUCUUUUAACCAGCCAUGUCACCCUAUGAAUGAUAGCAGCAUUUUCUCUGGAUUUAUAGCACCAACUACUGGUGAAUCGGACACUGUCUUUACGGUCACUGUGAAUGACACGAAUCCUAUUUGGUACUACUGUGGUCAGAUUGGCCAUUGUCAGGCAGGUAUGGUUGGGGUUAUAAACCCACCGGCCUCCGGCUCAGACACUUUGGAAGCAUUUAAAUCGGCAGCUUCGAAUGCAAAUGGAGAUAGCGUGCCAUCCAGGGUCCAAGGUGGCACUCUCAGUACAUCGAGCCCCAAAUCGUCCUCGACCUCUACCAGCGAGACGAGCACAAGCACUCACAGCAACACAGCCACCACGAGCGCGUCACCCACUACCACUAAUAGCCCAAGCCCUACCGCUACUAACAUUGCAGGGAACCUACAAGCUUCGACCGAUUCAAGCAUUGUCUUCAUUUUGACUUUAGUAGCCUUUGUUUUGUUUAUGUAGAUUCAGCGAAGCUUGAGGGGUAUGUUGUUGAGAGCUUAGGUCUGCCUAUUCACUAUUAAGUGGCACUUUUGGUGUAUCUACGCUGAGGUACGCUUCGUUUGAUUGUCAUCAGAGAUCAAGGCCCUACAAGCCUGCGAUAUGUUGGCUACAGCCUCGUUUAAGCGAUUCUUUUAUGUCGGUCCAU
Aspergillus pseudotamarii is the source of this 1215-nucleotide messenger RNA. Its product is annotated as cupredoxin domain-containing protein. The coding region runs from base 294 to 1031 and encodes 245 amino acids. NCBI's taxonomy places the organism in Eukaryota, Fungi, Ascomycota, Eurotiomycetes, Eurotiales, Aspergillaceae. The record is from RefSeq and is a predicted model, not a curated record. The transcript is spliced from 3 exons.